This is a messenger RNA of Pogonomyrmex barbatus (red harvester ant), 5636 nucleotides long. Its product is annotated as aminopeptidase N-like. Gene Ontology annotation, biological process: peptide catabolic process; proteolysis. Lineage: Eukaryota; Metazoa; Arthropoda; Insecta; Hymenoptera; Formicidae. The record is from RefSeq and is a predicted model, not a curated record. Gene Ontology annotation, cellular component: membrane; cytoplasm. Gene Ontology annotation, molecular function: zinc ion binding; peptide binding; metalloaminopeptidase activity.
UUUAGUUUAUAUUCCUUAUGUAUUUGAAAAUUAUAAUGUAUGUAACAUAAUUCAUUACCAUCGUUUCGCAAUAAGAGACAUAGGUCAAUCAUGUAAAUUAUUCAUAUUAUAGACACAUUUGAGAUAACAAUGGAUGACGACUGUUGAUUGUCGUACCGAAUAUCGACAUUUGAUUGUUAUACCGAAUACUGGAAAAUGUUAUAAAAAAGGAAAAAUCAUUUGCUUCAUAACUAGAGUCAUUUUACUAUCGAAUGAGGUAAGGCGUACUCUGUAGUGUUUUGUCGUUUUCGCAGCUUAGUUUUGGUAAUUAUUGGCAUAAAUAUAUAAAACAGAAAGAACGUACAGAUACGAGACAGUAUGUCGUUUCUGAAAAUAUUGGUAAGUUUGGGUCUAAUACUCUGCGCCACAAAAGCUCACGAAGAUUCAGAGAAUAGUUCGGACACAGUUAAUUAUCGUUUAUCAGACAACGUUGUGCCAAUUCACUAUGAUAUCGAAAUAAUACCGUAUAUCAAACAGGGUAAUUUUACCUUUGAUGGUAAAACUCAUAUUAUUAUCGAAAUUCGCCAUUCGACGAAAAACUUGAGCUUGCACGCACUAGAUCUGACUAUCGAUGAAACAGCAACAUCGUUGAUCGACAAAGAUAGCGUUACACAUACGCCGACAGCGCAUACUUAUAAUAAUCGAACAGAAAUCCUAACUCUUCAUUUUGACGAUGAGUUAUCUCCUGGAAUUUACGAUCUCAAUAUAAAAUUUGUUGGCACUUUAAAUGACAGAUUGCAUGGUUUCUUUAGAACACGGUACUUUAAUGAAGAAGGAAACGCAGUGUGGUUGGCCGCAACUCAUUUCGAGGCGACUUCGGCACGACGAGCGUUCCCUUGUUGGGACGAACCGGCAUUAAAAGCUACUUUCAAUAUCUCCAUAAAACAUCACCGAAAUUAUACAGCUUUGUCAAAUAUGCCGGUACGAGAACAAUUGGAAGAAGAAGACGACAUGGUGUGGACACAUUUUGAUAAGACUCCCAUUAUGUCUACAUAUUUAGUAGCGUAUGUAGUGUCCGAUUAUGUUAAUGUUCCCGGAGCAAAUGGAACGCUCAAUAUGUGGUGCAGAUCAGCAUUGGCUCCGCACUCAAAACUUGCGCAGGAGGUUGCUCAAAAGGCUAAAGAGAUAUUGACAGAAUAUACUAACAUUACCGAUAUAGUUCCGAAAAUGGAUCACGUAGCAGUUCCACAAUUCGCCGCAGGUGCAAUGGAAAACUGGGGACUCAUCAUUUAUCACGAAAACAGCUUUGCGUACAAUGAAAAAGAAAAUAGAGUGUCUCGUAAAGAACGUGUAGCGGUAACAGCAGCACAUGAAAUGGCGCAUCAAUGGUUUGGUAAUAUAGUUAGUCCAUUAUGGUGGUCUCACGUGUGGUUAAAUGAAGGAUUUGCAUCAUUCUUCGAAGAGUACAUUCUUGAUCAGAUUUUCAAAGAAUGGCGAGUAAUGGAAUUCUUCGUUAUCAAAGUUCAGCAAACAGCUCUUCAUAUGGAUAUUGCUAAGAAUAUGAAACCUAUUAUGUUUGAAGUCAAUGAACCCUAUGAAAUUAUGACACUCUUUUCUUAUUCAAGUUACGGCAAAGCACCUGCUAUAUUGCGCAUGUUACAACAUAUUGUUAGCCCUGAAGUAUUUCGAAACGGUAUCGUUAAAUAUUUACAUACACAUCAGUUUAGUUCAGCUACUUCUCAUGAUUUGUGUGAGGCCUUGCAAGCAGUUCUAGAUGAAUCAGAUGUUCCACAUGACGGUUAUAAGUUAAAAGAUGUAAUGGAUACCUGGUUAAAACAACGGCAUUAUCCCGUGAUAUACGUAACUCGUAAUAAUGAUACUGAUGAGAUAAUACUAACACAGGAACAUUUUCGUCCAAAAGACGAAGAUCAGAACGUCGAUACUGAUAAGUGGUGGGUACCUGUAACUUUUGCUACGCAAACAAAUCCUGAUUUCUCCAAUACUUUGCCUACUCGUUGGCUACGACCACAAGAUAAAAGUAUAAGCAUUGAUGGAAUUGAUCCAAAUGACUGGAUCAUAGUUAAUAUACAACAAAUGGGAUACUAUCGAGUUAAUUAUGAUACCUCAAAUUGGGAAAAAAUUGCAAACUAUCUCAAUUCUGAUAACUAUACGAAAAUACAUGUAAUCAAUCGAGUACAAAUCAUUGAUGACGCUUAUCAUUUUAUGAUGGCAAAUCAACUCGAUGUCCAGAUAUUUAUGAAUCUAGCACACUAUCUGUCCCGGGAAACGGAUUAUAUAGCAUUAUAUCCUAUGUUUGAAUUACUAGAUUAUACGCAACAUUUUUAUCGUGAUCCAAAAAAUGAAGAUUUGAAGCAAUACGUACUUCAUAUUUUGGAUGGAAUUAUUAAAAAUGUAGGAUAUGAAGAAGAUCCUGCUGAAGAUGAUUUUACAAAACUUAAGAGAGCCAAAGCAUUAUAUUGGGCGUGUAAUUUUGGUCAUUCUGAAUGUGAAGAGAUGGCUGCUAUUAAAUUAAAUGAAUUUCUUGAAAAUCCUGAAGAACAUAGAGUACCGCCUGAGUUAGAAGAAUGGACAUUUUGUUAUGGAAUCAAGGAAGCCAACGUGUCUACUUGGAAUAAACUCUUUACUGUGUAUCUUAUUGAACAAGAUGAAAACAUAUUAGAAUACUUGUCUUGUUCUAAAAAUCCUGAUGUUUCGCGCGAUCUUGUUAAUAUUGGCCUCCUUGAGAUAUUAUUACAAACUCAAAGUAAUCCUACAAAUUUGAGAAAUAUUAUUGAAAAAUAUUCAAACAGCACAUUAAUUGAAACAAUGUCUGAAAAUAUAAAAGAAAACUUAAGCAAAAUUGUCUGGGAAUAUAUGAAAGAUAUGGAAAGAAAUGAAACAUACACUACCUUAAGGUUCGCACAAAUAUUUAAAAGGAUGAUCGGUAUGACAUAUGUAAAAGUAUUAGUGACUCUAGGCCUAAAAUUUAUCGCUGUAACAGCACUUCCUGUCGACGGAGAUGACUCGAGCACGAUGAUUAAUUAUCGUUUACCAAACAACAUAGUACCAGUUCAUUAUGACGUCGAGAUAAUACCAUAUAUCGAAGAGGGUAAUUUUACCUUUGAUGGUAAAUCCCGUAUUAUCAUCGAAAUUCAUCGUGCAACACGAGACUUGAGUUUACAUGUACUGGAGUUGACAAUUGAUGAAACAAUGACAUCUUUGAUUAGCAAAGAUUUCGUUAUCCAUACGCCGACAGCGCACAAUUAUAACAAUGAUACACAAAUUUUGUCACUCCAUUUUGAAGAUGAGUUACCUCCUGGAAUCUACAGCCUUAACAUACAAUUUGUCGGUAUUUUAAAUGACAAUUUGCGUGGUUUCUUCAGAACCUCCUACACCAACGAGGCAGGUGACAAAGUAUGGUUAGCCGCAACUCAUUUCGAGGCGACUUCGGCACGACGAGCGUUCCCUUGUUGGGACGAGCCGGCAUUAAAAGCCACUUUCAAUAUCUCCAUAAAACAUCAUCGAAACUAUACAGCUCUGUCAAAUAUGCCUAUACGGGAACAAUCGGAUGAAGAAGACGACAUGGUGUGGACGCACUUUGACAGGACUCCCGUCAUGUCCACAUAUCUCGUGGCGUUUGUAGUGUCUGAUUAUAUUAGUAUUCCUAGUGCAAAUGGAACGUUCAACAUGUGGUGCAGACCAGCAUUGGCUCCAUAUUUAAAAUUUGCGCAGGAUGUUGCCAAAAAGGCUAAAGAGAUAUUGACAGAAUAUACUAACAUCACCGAUAAAGUUCCAAAAAUGGAUCUUGUAGCGGUUCCGCAAUUCACAGCUGGCGCAAUGGAAAAUUGGGGCCUUAUUAUUUAUGUCGAAAACAACUUUAAGUACUCUAAAAUAGAAGAUGGAAUGACCCAAAAACUACGAGUAGCGGUGACAGCAGCACAUGAAAUAGCGCAUCAAUGGUUUGGUAAUAUAGUCAGUCCGUUAUGGUGGUCUCAUGUAUGGCUAAACGAAGGAUUAGCAACAUUUUUCGAAGAGUAUAUCCUCGAUCAGAUUUUUAAAGAAUGGCGAGUAAUGGAAUUUUUCGUUAUUAAAGUUCAGCAAACAGCCCUUCAUAUGGACAUUGGUAAGAAGGUGAAACCUGUUAUAUAUGAGGUCAAUACUCCCGAAGAAAUUGCUACACUCUUUUCUUAUUCAAGUUACGGAAAAGCACCUGCUAUAUUGCGUAUGUUACAAUAUAUUAUUACCCCUGAAGUAUUUCGGAACGGUAUCAUUAAAUAUUUACAUACACAUCAGUUUAGUUCGGCAGAUUCGGACGAUUUAUGGAACGCCUUACAAGCAGUUUUGGAUGAAUCAGAUGUUCCACAUGACGACUAUAGAUUGAAAGAUGUAAUGAAUACCUGGUUAAAACAAAGACAUUACCCCGUGAUACACGUGACUCGUAAUAACGAUACCGAUGAAAUAAUACUAAGGCAGGAACAUUAUCCACAAAACAAAAGUGAGCACGUUGAUAGUGAUAAGUGGUGGGUACCUUUGUCUUUUGUCACACAGACAAAUCCUGAUUUCUCCAAUACUUUGCCUACUCGUUGGUUAAGACCACAAGAUGAAAAUAUAAGUAUUGAUGGAAUUGAUCCAAAUGACUGGAUCAUAAUUAAUGUACAACAAAUGGGAUACUAUCGAGUUAAUUAUGAUAAUUCAAAUUGGCGAAAACUUGCAAGCUAUCUUAAUUCAGAGAAUUAUGCAAAGAUACAUGUACUUAAUCGAGCUCAAAUCAUUAAUGAUGCUUUUCAUUUUAUGAUGGCAAAACAACUCGAUGUACAGAUAUUUUUAGAUCUUGCAGUAUACUUAUCUCAGGAAACAGAUUUUAUAGCAUUAUAUCCUAUGUUUGAAUUAUUGGAAUAUACAGUAGAUUUUUACAAAUUUCCAGAAAAUGAUAAUUUUAAGCAAUAUGUACUUCAUAUUUUGGAUGGACUUAUUAAAAAUGUAGGAUAUGAAGAGAAUCCUGCCGAAGAUGAUUUUACACAACUUAAGAGAGCCAAUACAUUAAAAUGGGCGUGUAAUUUUGGUCACUCUGAAUGUAAAAAAAGAGCCACUAUUAAAUUAAGUGAAUUUCUUACAAAUCCUGAAGCACAUAAAAUAUCAACUGAAUUAAGGGAUUGGAUGUUCUGUAAUGGAAUGAUGGAAGCCAACGUAUCUACUUGGAAUAAAUUCAGGAAUAUAUAUAUUAAGCAAAACAAAAGUAUGGACAUUUCAUUGAUAUUAGAAUAUUUAACUUGUUCCGAAAAUCUUGAUAUUUUGGUCAAUUUGUUAAACGAAACUUUGAAUGAUGUAAUAAACAAGAACUAUUAUCAAAUGAUUUUAUCAAACAUUAUUCAGAAACACUCAAACAACGAUGCAGUACUUGAUUAUAUAUUAGCAAAUUUAGAUGAAAUAGUUCCAAGAUCAUAUAAAUAUGGUGUAAUAUUUGGUAUUAUUAAAAGCGUGCAUUCUUAUGAACGGCUUGAUCAUAUAAGAGACUUUGUGAAAAAUAAUUUCAAUGAGAAACUCGAAGAUGUUCAAAGCCAGAUAGAAACGAGAAAAUUUGAACUGACGAAUAUAUUGAACUCAUUUUGAUAAUUUAUAAUAAAAAUAAUAAAUUGUGAAAAACUGUGAGUAGAUUA